Molecule: messenger RNA, 657 nt
Organism: Chiloscyllium plagiosum (whitespotted bambooshark)
Lineage: Eukaryota; Metazoa; Chordata; Chondrichthyes; Orectolobiformes; Hemiscylliidae
Source: RefSeq, a predicted model, not a curated record
CAAGAGAGAAAGAGAUUGUGAGAGAGACAGAGAGAAAAAGAGAGAGAUUAUCCCCUAACUCUCAGUAUGGCUGGAGCCACUUCUUUGGAGUCAGUGAGACGGAAGAUCCAGAGCCUGCAGCAACAGGCGGACGAGGCGGAGGAACGGGCCGAGCAGCUGCAGCGGGAGCUGGACAAGGAACACGAACUGCGGGAGAAAGCUGAAGGAGAGGUCGCUGCCCUCAACAGAAGGAUCCAACUGGUUGAGGAAGAGCUGGACCGGGCACAGGAACGUCUGGCCACUGCCCUGCAGAAGUUAGAGGAGGCAGAGAAGGCAGCGGAUGAGAGCGAGAGAGGUAUGAAAGUGAUUGAGAACCGUGCAAUGAAGGACGAGGAGAGGAUGGAGCUCCAGGAGCUGCAGCUGAAGGAGGCAAAACACAUUGCAGAAGAGGCUGAUCGCAAAUACGAAGAGGUCGCUCGUAAACUUGUCAUCCUUGAAGGGGAGCUGGAGCGAGCUGAGGAAAGAGCUGAAGUCUCCGAGAUGAAGUGUUGUGACCUGGAGGAGGAACUGAAAAAUGUUACCAACAAUCUCAAGUCACUGGAGGCUCAAUCAGAUAAGGUAAAGCGUGCCUUCCUACCCCUCUCACACACUCUCACACUGUAAAAGCUGGUUUGAGUA